CUAAGAUCUGUGUGGGGCAAUCUGAAUUUGUUGUGCUAUUCUCAUAUUCCGUGUUUAUUACACCUUAUCGCAAUGAUUAGACAAUGAAAACCAAACAUUUGAUUAAAUUGUGAUCUAGGAUCCUGCGUUUAACAAGAUAACGGUUGCACUAUAGCACCAAAGCAAACUCAAAAAUCCAGCCACUCUUUUUAAUCUAAAGCACUCAAAGCGAAAGAGCGAAGUUUACAAAGUUGGAUGACCGUUUUCACUUUUAUUUAUUGAAAACUGCGGUUUAGACCUCAGUUAGCUCAUGGAGCAGUAAGCGAGCGGUUCUCUAGGCGCGCAAUCCAACUUUUCCUAAAUCACACCGUUAUGGCCACCUACACUUCCAUUAUCCCCACAACCGUUAAUCCCGAUCUGCAGAAAGAACGCGAUGGAGCCAGUUUUAGCAGUGAAGAACUCGCCGCAUGGUGGGCUGGGGGCGAGGAGAUUCUAAAGUUCAACCGGGGCGUUCGUGCAUACAUGCAGAAAGAUGUGGAUGUUUUGGGGAUGCUGCAGUUGCAAAACAAAUCGCACGAGGAGAUUAUUGAGGCUUCUACGCGUGGUGCUAUUGAUGCGGCCAAGAAGCUGCAACGUCUACAGGAGGAGCGUAAUCCUGGCGGAGACGACUACUGGCCAAAAAUGUUUGACCAUCAAGUGAUGUGGGGUCUCGUUCCCGGUGGAAAUCCCUUUGGCGUUAUGUACGUGAUGUUGGUGAAAGCUCUCCAGGCUCAAUGUACACCGGAGCAGUAUGCUGACUUCGGCAAGCGUUUAGAACGUUUUGAGAUUUGCGGCACAUAUGCUCAAACUGAACUGGGUCAUGGAACCUACCUAAGAGGUCUGGAAACUCGAGCAGAUUACGAUCCAAAAACUGAUGAAUUUGUACUCAACACUCCCAAGAUAUCUUCAUACAAGUUUUGGCCUGGAGGCUUGGGUCACAGUUCCAACCACUGUCUAGUUAUGGCUCAGUUAUAUAUCGACAACAAGUCGAAAGGACCGCACAUGUUCUUUAUCCAGGUGCGCGAUGAGGAAACCCACGAGCCUCUGCCUGGCGUUCACAUCGGUGAUAUUGGAAAGAAAAUGGGCUUUAUUGGAGUUAACAAUGGCUUCCUUGGCUUGAAGGAUGUGAGAAUUCCACGUACUCGCAUGCUGAUGAGACAUGCCCAGGUCAAUGCUGAUGGAUCUUAUAUUAGUAGUCCCACAAAUGUGCUCACCUACUUUGCCAUGGUACGCACGCGCUGUGUAGUUGCUAAAAACAAUUCCUUGAUGUUGGCAGGUGCUGCCACCAUUGCCACUAGGUACUCAGCUGUCCGUCGCCAGAGUCCCAUAAACCCCAAGGAACCUGAGCCACAAAUCAUGGAUCAUGUUACUCAGCAAAUGAAGCUCUUCCCGGAGAUAGCAACUAGUUUGGCUUACCGACAGGCCAGUGAUUACUUGUGGAAACUGUACGAUGUUACCAUUGAGGAUAUAGAAAACGGAAAAUACGAGCGUUUGCCAGAGUUGCAUUCCCUUUCCUGUGCUUUGAAAGUUACCUGUUCCAUGGAUUCUGCCUCAGGAGUAGAACGAUUACGACUGGCCUGUGGUGGUCACGGUUACCUCACCUCAUCCAACAUGAGCAACCUUUACGUUAAUGCUACCGCAGCCUGCACUUACGAGGGUGAGAAUACGGUUCUCCUCCUGCAGAUCGGCCGUUUUUUGAUGAAAACUUGGCGAGCGGCGUUGAGUGGAGCUCCACUGCCGCCCACCGUUCGCUAUUUAGCCGAGGUGCAAAAGAAUCCGGAUUUCGGCAAGUGGACGGGUAGUUGGGAAAACAUGGUGAAGGCCAUGCAGUACGCAGCAGCCAAUAAGACCCGCUUGGCUUUCAAGAGCCUUUCCAACCGCUUGUCCAAGGGCGAGACCGAGGCGAAUGCUGCUAAUCACACGGGCAUUGAGUUCACCCAGGCAGCAGAGCUUCAUGGACGUGCCUUUGUUUUCGGUUCGUUCACCGAAGAGGUGACUGGUCCCAAAUCUAAGAAACGUUCCACUGCGUUUAACCGAGUUCUGGAAAACCUUUUGGAGCUGUACCUGGUCAAGGAGACACUUAAUCAACUGGGCCAUCUGCUGAGGUUUAUUGAGAUAACCGAUACGGAUCUAACAAAGCUGCAGGAUCGCUUGGAAACUGUGCUCACCAAACUGCGACCUGAUGCUGUGGCCAUUGUCGAUGGAUUCGACUUUAGUGAUCUUCAACUGAACUCCACCUUGGGCUCUUACGAUGGCAAUGCCUAUGAACGUAUCUUCGAUGCGGCCCUCAAAAAUCCGGCCAACCAAAAACCAGUGCCAAAGUCCUUCCACGAGAUCCUGAAACCCUUCAUGAAGUCUAACAUCUAGUGCCUAGCACAUUUUUAUUACGUUUUUAAAUCCAUUAUCUAGUGACAAGCUUAGCUUGAUGUUUAUACCC
This is a messenger RNA of Drosophila eugracilis, 2455 nucleotides long. It is a transcript of the gene Acox57D-p, whose product is annotated as probable peroxisomal acyl-coenzyme A oxidase 1. Lineage: Eukaryota; Metazoa; Arthropoda; Insecta; Diptera; Drosophilidae. Gene Ontology annotation, cellular component: peroxisome. The coding region runs from base 352 to 2385 and encodes 677 amino acids. The transcript is spliced from 8 exons. The record is from RefSeq and is a predicted model, not a curated record. Gene Ontology annotation, biological process: lipid homeostasis; fatty acid beta-oxidation using acyl-CoA oxidase. Gene Ontology annotation, molecular function: FAD binding; acyl-CoA oxidase activity; fatty acid binding.